UCUCCCUCUAGGCGUGAACUUGUCGUGUCAGUGUACGUGGCUAAUUGUGAAAAGAUCAUUUGCUACUUAGAUCUUGUCAUUCAUUUCGUUCAUGUUCACUGUUACGGGAGCUAAAGGUUUGCUCGUUAUUCGGAAAUUUUCUUCAAAUCUAUUGACCACUGAUCGAGACAUCACUCUUUCUUCUGGCCGAGUCUGAUAGUUUCUUUCGACGACCAUCGUUGUUGUCACGGCAGGUUGGAAAUUCUUCCUAGCAUAAUGUCUCCAGUCCCACCUGAACCAUCCCAAGCAGAAAUAGACCAGUUGCGUAGUUCAGUCUUGCUAAAAGUGGAUGCAGAGGACGAGAGCUAUGAUGCAAAGGAUAUUGAGAAAAUACAAACAGAUGAUAAGUAUAUCAGACGAUUCUUGAUGCACCAUGACAAUGAUCAAAAGCUGUCACUGGAGAUGGUUAUGGACACACUCAAGUGGAGAAAGGAGUUAAAUGUAAAAAACAUAACUAAGGAAAGCUUACCACAAGAUUUGUUUGAUGCUGGGGCACUUUUCAUUCAUAAUCGUGACAAGGAUGACUGUAAGAUGCUGAUCUUCUCUGUCAGACUGCAUCAGAAAGGUGUAGUGGAUAUGGAGUUAAUGAAAAGAUUUCUGAUUUAUUUUCUGGAGAGAUUGGAAAGAGAAGAAAAUGGUGAGCAAAUAACAGUUUUCUUUGACAUGACCAACACUGGGAUGAAGAACAUGGACAUGGAUCUGAUCCAGUAUAUGAUUAAUCUUUUCAAGAGCUACUACCCUUGGUUCCUCAAUUACAUUAUUGUUUUUGAGAUGCCGUGGCUUCUAAGUGCAAUGUGGAAAAUCAUCAAGAAUUGGCUUCCUCCCAAAGCAAUAGACAAGAUCAAGUUUUUAGACAGGAAGUCGCUUAAAGAUUAUGUCAGUUCAGAUCAAUCUCUGACAAUAUGGGGUGGCACAGAUGAUUAUGAAUACGAGUUUGAGCCAGAAGCUGCAUUUGCAGAACCUGUAGUUAAUGGAGAUAUUGAUUCUUCACGAAAGGUCCACUUCGCAGAGGAAAGUGCUGAAACUCCUGCAUCCCCUCUUAGAUCUAAACCUGUAGCAAAACGAACUCUAUCAGGCAAUGGCAGCCUUUGUCUAGAAAUUGAGCCAAGUGCAGAAUUGAUGUUCAACAAUUGCCGCAUUGGUGGAACUGCCAGCAUUACAAUAACUAAUCCAAUGGAGUCAGCGGUGGCUUUCAAAAUUAAAACCACUUCACCAGAGAAGUUCAGAGUUAAACCUUCUGUUGGCAUUUUAGAACCUGGUCACCAGAUUGAUAUUGGAGUAACUGUCAGUGAACAAUUAGCUCCAUCUGCAUUAGUACGAGAUAAAUUUUUGGUAAUGGGAUCCCCUGCAUCUUCUUUGGAUCUUUCAUCUCAGGAAAUAUCUCAGUUAUUUAAGUCACUUAACAAAGAUGAUCUGUUUGAAACUAGACUGCGUGUUGGGGUCUCGGCUGCUGAUUCUGCAAGUGAAAGCUCUUAUUCUCCCACUUCCGCAUCUACUCUUCCAGCAGAAGUAAUUUCUAAGCUUGAUCAACUUCUUCACCGUCAGUCUGUUGUUGAAGAACAGCUGCGCACUGCCAAAAAGGCUGUUUAUCUGACAUUAGUGUUCAUGGUAGUGAUCUUAAUUAUUGUUCUUAUGGUCACAAAUAACAUGACCUCUACUCUGUUGAUGUACACAACCUCCAUGCACAAUGCAGUACAAGGCAGUGCUAGUACUGAGGACCAGCAUCAAGAACUAUAACAGAAUGUUGCUUGUUGUCUUCUAGAAUCCAAGGUAAACUAUACCUGUGAGUUAAAUUUAUAAUUGUUAUAUAUAUAUAUGUGAGUGAGUUUAUAGUUGUUAUUGUCUGUAUCAGAACAAUUUUUGAUAAAGUAAUAUUAAAUUUUAUUGCUUUAAUUAAUGGUUAGUUUAAGAUUUAUUUUGCUCUAAAGUAAUAUUAAAUUUUAUUGCUUUAAAGUUUAGUUUAAGAUUUAUUUUGCUCAUUUUGCUCAACUUAGUGAAUUGCUGUAACUGUCAGUUACUGUGUUUAAGUUUUCUACAAGUAUGAAUUCUUUAGAGCAGUAAAUAAGCUGUUUCAAAUUAAAUGUGAUUUCUUAAAAGAAUACUAGGAAAGAUUUGCAUUGGUUGUUGCAGUUGUAAAUUUCUGUGUAGUAUUGUAUUUCUGAUUUCUCAGUUAUUAUAAUUACAUAUGUAUAGGAACAAAUUAAUGUCAUACAGGUACCUAGAAUAUUCUGAGGAAACUCCCAGAAAGCAGAUUUACAAAAAAAUUGAACUUGCAAAUUAUUACUAGAAGUAUUUCAGAUGAUGAAUAUUCAAAUGUUUUCUGUUUUUUAUAUAACGUAUUGUGAUAUAAACUGCAGCACAUACUCAGUGGAAGUGAGGCAAUAGAAGUGAUGUGGAUAAGAUAAUGCCAAAUAUUUUGGGGACAUUAUUGCAAAAGUUGGAUGCGAUGCUACUAUAGGUGUAGGUUAAGGUGAUUUAUAACUUGUGGAAUAUUAAAUUGCUUACUUGGCCUUAGGAAAAAUUAGAGUUUGCUUUUCUUAUUCAAGCUGAUGUUAGAGGAGAAACUUAUGCCACAAGUGUUGAUGUUUUGAAUAAGUGCCAGUUAGGCUGUGACUUUUUUUAUUGAGCUUCCCAGAGGUUAACUUAGAUACACAAAUUAGUUAUCGCAAGAUUUAUCUCUUACGCAUUUUAUGAUAAAGUAGACCCUAGAGUAUUUGUAUGUUGAAGUCAUAGUAAAUAAUUUUUUCAGCUUGCUUGACAUUGGCAUUGAAACAUUGAAAGGGUUCAUGAUUUCAUUUGUGGAGUUAUGUAAGUAGCACCACUGUAUAGAUAAUGAGAUGACUUCAUCAGACAUGGGUUUGAUUUAUUGUUCUACUUUUCAAAUAAUUAGAAAUACAAAGAAUACAUCAAAUGGGAAUCCUUCAUUUUUGAACCAUUUUAUAUUUUUCAGAGAUUGAAUAGGUAACAUUUACAAAUUACCUUUAGUAACACUAUGCAUUAGGCCUGUUAGGGAUGAUGUAUAAUGAAAAAGAAACACAGUAUAGACUUUUGAGAUUGACAGUGAUACUUGUGCCACUGUCAGACAUUACUGAAUAUUACUGGUUUUGUAUAGCAAUAACUUUAUCAUGUUUUUUUGCAAUGGAAAUUUCUCCAAAGUUUAAACUGAAUUUGAUUUCAUGGGAAUAUGGUAUUGGCUUUUUAGUAGCUGGGAAGUAACUCAAAAAAGGAUUUUGAACUUUACUAUGGCUUUUAAAUGUAUUUUCAAAGUUCAAUACAUAUACUCAGCAGUAUACUAGAUAUUGCACUAUACUAUGCAUUGUAUUGUACUGUACAAAAUAAAUGUUAAUAAUUAUUAGUUAUUAUAGUUAUCAGGUUUCAGUAGCUUUUCAAGUGCUGCAUAGGUUAAACUGACUUAGAAUUUGGUGGUGGAGUAGACUGCAGUAUCCCUCCAAACAUGCAAAUUUACCUUUCAGAGUUGGGUACAAGACCAAUUAAAGUUUCAUUUUGUGGUUGUAGAGUUAUUUUGAACUUUCAGUAUAUUGCAUCAAUUACUGGUACCAAAUUCAACUGGGAACUUUUAUUUCCUUUUUUAUGUAACAGACAUGUGCAGUGGCAGUUACUCAAGUCAUGUAUGAGUAACUUGUACUUAGAACAGAAAUUAUGAACUUUACUUUUAUAAACUCAUCAUUAUCAUCAUAAAUAAUAUUCUGAAGUGUUUAUUGUAUUUUACCAUCACUUUCUUUAUGCCUCUCUAAUGAACUUGUCUUAACAAAAGUAAGUUUUACUUUAACUUGAUACCUAAGCAGCAACUUGUCAUCUUGGAGAUGAGUGUCUCCUGAAAUAGUGGUGUCCCCACUUAAUUUAAUAUUGACUGUUCUUUGCUUUCCUCUAAAAUAAUUCUUCCAAAUGAAAUGCUCCUUUAUUUUCUUUUCACUGUAUUGUAAAUUAAUCAUAUCUUUACACAACUAUUUGUGAUGAAGGGACUGUGUGGUUCGUGCAUAGUGAUAUAAGUAGAGUGAAUUGCUCCACUGUUAGGUCUGUGAUUGAUGAUGUUGACAGUUUUUUCUUUUGAGACUCCAUUUUACAUUGCAUGAAAAGUCUCCUGAAGAAAAACUAUAAUUUUCAGCACUAUUUAUAUUAACUUAAUGUCAUUGCCUUUAGAAUUUAGUUCAUAUAACUAUUGUUGCAAUGUUGUUCUUGCUGUAGACUUAAAAGAAAAAAUAAAAAAAGACUACUAAUAAGAUAUCCGGCCAGGUUAUGUUUGUGAAAUUUUAAAAGUGAAGAUUUAAACUUUAAUUUAGUUAUUGCCUAUGGUUAUCAAGCAUUGCUUUUUGCAGUCAGUAAUAUGGUGCAUGUACAUCUGUGUUUUGUUGACAAAGUCUUAUACUUACUUGAGAUUUAUGACUGCAUCACAUAUGCAUUUAAAUUUUUAUGAGGAAAAACUUCAUGGUAGACAGAACCUUUAACAAAAUUAUAUAUAAACUGAUCUAGAGAAAUGUUGGUAAAUUAGUAGAGAUAUUUGUUUUGACUGAUUCUCAUUAUUAUCCACCAUUGUCAGGGGUUGCUAAUAAUUCACUAUUAUCAAGGUUUUAAUUUGUAUUGUUGUAACAUAUUUAGGAUAAAAAAUUACAAUAAUGUGUGAUCCUUCAGUGCUACUGUGUGAGGACUUUGAAACUUUAUAGUCUGGUUAAAUUAAAGAAAAAUAAUACAUAUAUAAAGAGGAAUUAGUAUUUGAUGAUAAUCACACGUGUCCUGAUUGCAUGAGUUGGCCUUAAUGUAUGGAUAAAAAAUGAAACAUUAAAUUGUAAAUAAUGAAAAGGAGGACAUUGCAUGAAGUAUAGUGAGAACCGAGGAGCAAAACAUUACAAAAUAUUAAAAAUAAUUUGAGGAAUUAGAAUUGUACUAAUAUGUUGUGUACAAAUAUGUUGUGUAUACAGAGAAUUUGAAAUGGCAGUACAGUAUUUGUAACUUUUGUAAUUUUGAUUUGUUCAGUAGAUUUAUUUUUAACACAGCAUAAUGAAGUACAAGAAUUCAUCUGUAAAUUGACACCAUAAUGAUGUGUAUUAGAAUUUCAGACGGUGAAUAACGUGAAAUAUUAUCUCACACUGGCUUGCUUGCUUUCUUAAAAUCUUCAGCUGACAACCCUUAUUGUCAGUAAACAGACUAUAAAGCCAAGAGGCCUCCAAAGGCAAAUCAUCCUGCAAAGAAAGAAGUUUUAAGAAAAUGUGAAAAAUAAAUUAGAGAAAAUGGAAAGUAAAACCUGUACUACACCUGAAUUCAAGAAACUGGUACAGAUAAGACUCACUGACGCAUAUUGACAAACGAACAUUUUUGUAUAAUAGAAAGUGCCUAAAUUCUAUCAGUUAGUAUAAUUUAUUUAACACUAUAACAUUCUUGCUCUGAGUCGCAUGCUAACAAUCCCAUUACAGGUUUCAUGACAUUAUUGAUCAUUUUUAAACUGAUUAUUGUCUGCAUAAAAUAUGACCAUAUUAGCAAUGCAUUGUACCCAAAAUGACAAAUUUUUAAUAAAUUUGUAUUUUCCAUACCUAACAAAUCUGACUUAAUAGGAUAAAUCUUCUGGUGCCAGCUGGAAAACGGUUAAAAACAAAGACUAUAAAUGCAAGGAAUCUGUGGCAUCUGGCAUCCAAUGCAUAGUUGAGGUGGAAGAAAGUCCAGAGAGUGUGCUUGACUCCAGUGACACAUCAGUCUUUCUUCCAACCCAGGAUGAAACUUAAGAGGGGCAGCUAGAGGUGGCAGUUAAUGUUAAGACCUCAAGUUUGUUAGCUAUGAAAAAUAAAAUUAAUAAAAACUUUGUCAUUGUUCAUGCACGGAAUAAACCUUUGGUUUUAAAAAUAGGAUAGACCCAUAAUUGGAGAGAGGUAUAAGAAUCUUGAACCAACUGGAGGUUCAGCACACCUGCUCAUUCUUCUUAGAAAUAAGAAUUCUAAAGAAGAGGACCUAAGCCUUAGAGAUGUUAGAUAUGUGGAUAUCUAACGCUCAGUCCACUGGGUUCAAAUACAGUGAAACAUGUCCAGGUUCUUGCAUUCAUGGAAGUUCAAAAGAACUAUAUCUGUUCAAGCAACAAAUCAUAUUAGCCACAAGAAACAGGUUUGUCACCACUCCUUACUCCCUUGCUGGAGAGAGGAGUUUAAGCUGCUGAGAAGCAGAUAGUGCUGUAACAGUAUGGCUGCAACACUCAACUGCAUCAAGGCGGUUCCAGCAUAUGAUGUGUCUAUUCUUCAAACCUUCUUCAAAGAAUGAUGUCUAUUCUUCAUACCUCAUAGGUAUGAGGUAUGAACAAAGGAGAAAGGGGAAUGAAAAGAGACCAGUCAUCUCACUCAUUCCCUACUCCACACAACCAUCUAAGUUAAGAUAAAAACUGUCCCGCCAGGGGCACUGGAUAAGCCACGCUCGUUGAACAGCCACCACUGGACCCAAGAAAAAAGUGUUCAAGGAUCUGUGGGCAAUGUUCUCCAGCCAGAAGAAAGUGAAAAUGGUUUGACAGUCAGGAACCAGCACUCAAAACCCUAUGAACAGCUAAGUUGUUCUUAAAUGCCAAUGAGGAACCUAAUCUGGUGUCAUGCACUUCUGCAUGAACCCAAUUGGUGGGAGAACUUGCUGACGACGAGUUGGCUUGCCUAAUCACCUCAUGUAGAAAAACAAAAGGGUGUUCUAGGACACUUCUUUCUUGACCUGGCUUGUGCUAACAUAAAAGUUUAUAAAACCUGACCUCUAGGUGACAAGACGUUCAGAUAAUGAUGCAGUGCUUUGACGGGUCUAAGCAGAAACUCUUGAAGGUUACUACAGGCAGUCCCUGGUUAUCGGAGACUAAGUUAAUGGCGAUUGUCUAGGGCCAUUAAAUUGUCAACAUAACAUACCUAACAGAGGCGCCAUUAACAGAAACUUGGGGCCAUAAAUUGUCGAGUUUCGGUUUAUGGCGGUUUUUGCUUACUAGCACCCUGUGAUAACUGGGGCUGCCCGUAAUAACAAACUAACAAACUGCACAUCAUAAGGAAAUGGGAAAGGAGGCAAAGUUGUCAUCAUGAUCCAUGGGAAUCUGGGUCUUAGCGAAGUCUGACCCUGAAGCUUUCCAACUCUUUCCAGGAAGCCAAGGUCAGAAGGAAAACUGUUUCCAAAGUCAGUUUCCUGGAAGAUGAUUGAUGCAUGGGCUCUAAGGAGGUUGAGAGAGAGUACUCAGGACCAGAGUAAGGUCCUAAGUAGGAGGUCUGAGUUUCCUAGGCAAACAAGACUGCCCCAAGCUCUUGAACCACAUAGAGAAUUCUCAGGGCGAAGUGAUGUCCACAUCCUUCAGACAAAUUAAUCACAAGUAAGAGGUCUAACAUGGGUCUUUUCCAAGUAAACAGAGGAGUCAAUAGGAUAGCUUAAGGGGAUGUCUUAUGACAACAUGGAAGCGCCUCAGUGGCAUGGUUGGUAUGGCGUUUGUGUCCCACCUCGGUGGUCGCGGGUUCGAUUCUCGGCCAUUCCAUUGAGGAGUGAGAGAUGUGUAUUUCUGGUGAUAGAAGUUCACUCUCGACGUGGUUCGGAAGUCAUGUAAAGACGUUGGUCCUGUUGCUGAAUAACCACUGGCUCCAUGCAACGUAAAAACACCAUAUAAACAUUAUGACAACAUGCUCAACCCAGAUACAUUCUAAAUAGCCUACUGUCAACUUGUACAUUGUCAAAGAAAUUUUACUGUAGAGAGGGGAGAAGUCCUUGCACUGCCAAGGAAGCUUGCAUUUCCAACAGAGGAGACGUCCUAUGAGGUGAUCUCUUGUGAUGACAUACGGUCAGUAUGUUACUCAUCAGAGGAGAUGUCCCAUGAUGAUAGGACACAAUUGAAAAUCUGUCUUUUAGAGCUUCUUGCCUUGAGAGAGAUAGGAAAACUAGUAACUUCAUUUUAUUGCUUGGAAAAAGGGAAAUGAAUAGUAUAAGGUAAUUUUGUGCUUGCUUAAUACUAUACUUUACCUUUCCAUAGUCUAGCUCAUUUUUAAAGGAACAGAUGGUUAAGAGAGAAUCCUACUUUUCAUAUACAAAACAAACCUUUGGUCUUAACAUAAGGGAAAAUAAUUUAGCGCCUGCUGUAGUCUAGUUAAAAAAGAAGAAAUAAAAUACAAUGAUUUUGGUGGCAAAGGGAGCUAGCCAAGAUGCAAGAAAGGAGGUGGGAAUAGUUGACCUGCCUUAACCCAUCCCAGCUACAACGCAUCAGUUUCUCUUUGACCGUCUUCAUAGCAGGUCAUGCCGUUGCCCUUUCUGCUAAGAAGCUGGUCGUUUUUGUCCCUUCCUGUGAUUUUGCGUUUUUUACUUUGAGCAUGCAAACCCACAAAUCAUCUAAAUUGAAAAUGGCCUGGGGUUGGUAACAAUCUUUACUCUCAUUUUCUGCCUGCCUUGGAUUUAGAUCCCCAUGCUACUUGUAGCAGGUGUAGUUCUAACGACUGUAGUGUAAGUAACCCAAGUUCAGCAUGUGUUGUUUAGACCAGAUCAAACCGAAGGAUCCAUCCUACACCUAUCAGGAAGCUGCUACCUUGAAGUCAACUGCUUCAUCAGUUUUCCAGGCAGUUUCAUUGUUUGACCUGUGGCCGCUUAAUGGCAGUGGCAAAAAUCUCUUCCCCUGCUAUGGGUGACUGAAGCAAAUGUCCCCUUCAUUAGGUUGUUGCAGUGUGGUGGGAAAACAUCUUUUACCUGGCUCACUUACAGCUAAGAUGUGGGCCAAUUUGUUGCUUAAAAGAAGGAUGCUGCCCUCUCCAAGUUCUUAAGAUUUGUCGAUACAGCUUCGUUCAUAGCCUUGAGGAAUGAACAUAUUUAGGGUUAUCGUCUUUCUUUUCUAGGGAUCAGCUUGACUCCGCAGUCAACAGAUGUAGAGCAAAUAAUAAUGACUGAUUUGUGCAUCACGCUGUUGCAAAAUCAUCUGGCACUUCUCAACCCAGACCACAAACAUCUUUUAUUUUCCCUAAGAAAUCUCAGUCAAAACAGAGCUGCACAGAGUUCGUCAAUCAUCUCUAUCUCUAGCGAAGAAAACUCCUAAGCAACUUCUUCAUGACCUGGGAGAGGAGGCAGAGGCAGGGCUAGGGGAGGUAGACAAUAGAGAGGGCACACCUCCUCUCUUGCUGCCAUCAGUGGGGAGUGGGUGCCUGGCAAGCCAUUGGGCAACUUGGCACUAGUUCUGGGCAGAAACCUGCAGAGUAGAUUCUCUAUGGGUGGGGUAUCUACUCCCCUUCGAGUUUCCUCCUCCCCCUCUUCAAGUGUCUGCUUCACCAAUUGACUUACUCUCAAGAUUUGAUGGAGCAUCUAGCUCUCCAAGAGGAAGUGAGAAAAAUUAUGGAAAAAUUAGCCGUGGAGAUUGUGAAGGACCCAUCUUCAGGAGUCUACAGCCGUUUCUUUCUGGUUCCCAAAGCAUUAAGCGAAUGGAGCCAUGAUAGACCUUUUGACUCUCAACCUUUUUAUCAGGAAAAGACUGUUCAAAAUAUAUUUUAAGACUUGUUGGCAUGCUGGAACCUGGGGCUGCUGUCUCCCCUACCCUCCAGUUCCCCUAACCAACCUGCACCCAUCUGGGGUAGACAAACCAGUUUGCAGGGGUUGGGUGGCUGAGUCAUGUCCCCCAUAUUGUCACCUGGGGGAGGACAAAUAAGAAGAGAUCCACUCUGAUUUUAUUGUUAUAGAUAGGUAUCUAUAUGUAUUAUCACAGGAAUUAAACAGAAAAGACUAAGCCAAAAAACACAUAUACAGGGAGUCCCCAGUUAUCGGUAAGGUUUCUGUUCCCAACACUGUGACAAUAAAAAAAAAAUUGCAAAUAUGUAACUGAAAAUUGUUAGUAAUAGCACUGAUAACCAGGGAUUGGUGCCAGUAAGAAGGGAUCUGUUCAUGUCGGCACUGAAAAUCCAGUUAUAGUCGUUGGUAGACAAGCGCCAUAAAACCAGAUCCCCAAUAACUGGGGACUGCCUGUAUAUGUACGUAUAUACAGUAUUUGUGUAGGCUAUUGUAGCCUACCUCUACUCAAGCUAUCAAUAGUGACUCGAACACUUUUAUUUUUAUUAAACUAAUCUAUUUAUUUUCAUGUUUUCAUAGAUGUUAGUUAUUAUGUAGGUGUUAGUUGAGCAUUUUAUCUCAUAUUUUGGCUUAUGUUUAGUAGACAUACUCAUGAGGAAUUCCUGCAACAGCUCCUUUGCUAUUUAUUCCUCGUGGAAUCCUCUUAAAUUAUCACCAAAGGACUUCUUGCCUUUGUAUAUUAUUACAUAUAAAAUGUUAAAGGUUGUAUUUUUUCUUUUUAUUUGUGGGGUUGGAAACAUUCAGCUUGUUUGAAAAAAACUUGUAGAGUGUCAGAAUGGAAAGAUUUAUAAUGGUUAAAAAAAUUUCAUAUUGAGAAUCUUUUAAUAAUCCUUUUAGGCAAAGAAACUUUCCUUUUUGUGACCUUCCAGACUCUGUGGGAGCCUUCAAAAAGCAAUCACAGAAAUGAGUCAUCAUUUGGUACGCACAAAGUAGUUAGUUGACAUAGUUCGGAAGUCACAUAAAGCUGUUGGUCCCGUUGCUGAAUAACCACUGGUUCCAUGCAAUGUAAAAACACCAUACAAACAAACAAACAAAGUAGUUAGCCUAGACUAACUAAGUUAGUUGGACAGUCUCAUCUUCAUCUUUUCUGACCACUUACAGAAUAUCAAGGAAGGUGAGGAUAAAACAACCAUUUUCUUACCCUCAAUACUGGGUCCAAUUUAAGUGGACUGACUAUCCUAAAAGCAAUGGAGGUAUGGUGUAAUACAGAACAUAUCCAUUUUGCUAAAUAACUUAGUACUACUAAGAAGUAGCAACCAGGCAACAGCAGUAAAUAUGAACGUAGAUCCUCUUCCCCCCAAAAAUGAAAAAUCCUAUGUAACUACUUUAGCACUAUAAGAAAUCGGCAACAGAAAAAGAAAGAGAAGAGGUUUCAGAGGUGGUCCAAUAUUCACCCAUUUUAAUCACAUUUAGAGUAAAUAACUUGUUAAGUUUACUCAUUUUCAAUAUUGAGGGACCCCUUUCAAGUCUGAGAGAAGGGUCUCUUUCUUACUUGUGUUCAUAGGUUAGUUAUUAAGUUUAUGCCCAAUAUAAAGUAAAAGACAAAGAACAAAUGAAUGGUUGAAUGAAGCAACCAAUAAACUAAAGUCUACUGCUUUCGAAAAUGCCAAAAAACACACUAAGUUAAAAAAAUUAGUUAUAUAACACAAUCUUAUGAAUGGUAAUUCGACCUCACAUAAAUGAGCAAGGGAUGGAGAAAGGUAAUUACAUACUUGAAUCCCUAAGAUUUAAGGCAUGGUAACAUCCGUGGCCUAGAAAUAUUACACAUACCUCACAAUUAAUGAUACUGAUGCACUCAGCAAGCAAGAUCUGUCACAGAAAAUUAAAAUGCAUGGAUCUGAGGAACAUAUCACAGACUGGACCUGCACCACUCAAAAAUGGUAGACUCUCACAUUGUGCAAGGUCAGGAAAAUGUCCUACUACUACAAAUACAGCACAAAAUUAAAGCUGCUAUGACUAAGGCAACAAAAGAGGCUAAAGUGCAGUUGAAAAUCUUGGGGAAGGAACACACCUUAUAAAGUAUUAAAAGACCAGGUCUUCCAAAUCUCCAGUAUUAAAGAUAAAAUACUACUGUAUCUAGAGAGGACCAAUAUUAUUAUAGACCCCAAUCCAUCCGAUGCUUUGCCAAGUAGAGAAAAAAAAAAUUGCUAAAAGAUGAUGUAAGUGAUACCUGUAAUGUAAUUAAAAAUGGAACAAAGUGGAAAGAAGCAUAGAUUUGUAACUUGAAUUACAAGAAACUCCUAACUACAUCCCCUAAUGUAAUUCACCAAAAAUACACCUAGGAGAGGUCUCAUGGCUCCUUCAACAACACCAACCAGAUACAUCGUGUUUACUACAUGCAAAGUAUAAUUGGUAGUUGUAUUCUGUUGUCUUCCUCAACUGAGGAAUAACUGUAAAACUAUCAAAUGAUCCUAAUUUUCAAGUCUCAGCCACCACAUUGAAAGAAAUAAGGCUUUUACAAUAUUCAAGGGUACUUGGACUUGAACUUUAUAUCAUACCCUGGAGCCUCAGUAAUUUGGAGAAGGACAAGCUUGAUGAUAUCUUUGUUAAUCAAUGAGAACUGUAUUCAAACAGCAUGAAAACAUCAUUGAAAGGUUUCAGUUAGCACAGUAUAAAUAUCUAUUUGUCACAUGAAAGGGAAAAUGAUUCAGUACCUGUAUAUGUAUAUAUAUACAUAUACAUAUAUAUAUUUUUACUUCGGUACUUUUGCAAGUUACACAAUAUAAUACACUAAACACAGAUAGCCCAUAUGUUAUUAAUGAUUAUCAAGUGCACUUCUCUUUAGUAAUAUUUAGUAAUUUUUAGCAGCAUCAAGAACAAUUCAUUUCAAAGUUAUUAGUUUGAAACUAGAGAGAUGUUUAAAAACUGCAUCUGGAUGGAUCUAACUAAAUUUUCUGGUACUUCAGCUGAAAAUAUCUGUUCUUAGUUUUUCUUAUCUUAGUAUUUUAUGCCCUCAGCAGCUUGAAUUGCUUAAAAAAUAAUAACUAAAAUAAGAACUUAGCAAUGGCUUCAGAACAACAAUCAUUCAGGUUAAAGGAAGGAACUACCUAACCAGUGUAUCAUCUGAAUUAUUUUUUUAUUGUAACUGUAAAAGUUAAACAGUUGACAAAGUCGUAAAAGAUUGUGUCAUAAAAGAUUACGUAAGUGAUUACAAUAUUGUUGAAAUGUGUCACAAUUGUAAACUCUGAGCAAGAAUACCAAGAAAUAGUUUGUAAAACAGCCUGUUCAACAGCAGUAUAGAAAACUGUGGACAGGAACGGGAUAUGGGAGACUGUAUUUUUUAUAGCCGGUAUAUUUAUUACAUUAUUAGUAGUUCUCAUAUUUACUUACAAGACAUGUAAUUAAUUAAUGUAAAUUAAUUAAUAUCCCAGUGAGUUUUAAUACUGGACUAAAAUAACUUUGGCUUUAUGUUUUGAAACAAUUUUGCUGCAAGACUCGGUACCUGUUCAGAAAUGGCAAAUCACUUUUGUGUCGAUGCGAAAGUUAAUAAUUUUAGGUUAUUAUUAUUACCAUCUGGUUAAGCUUCAGGAAAAACAGAAUGCCAAACACUGAAUACUAGUUGAGCAUUGAGCUCGCUUAAUUAAAGUACCCUCAAAUAUUUUCUGCACAAAUUCAAGCUAAGGGAACAAGAGUAGAUUUUUUCAAUUUUGUGAUGUGCUUUUAUUUUUUUAUUUUAUAAUUUUUUAUGGGCAUAAUUGUGUACAUAUAAAAUGCCUUGAAUUGUAUAUGUAUAGUGCUUUACUGUAUUUAUUUUCCCCCCAGAAGUAAUGUAGGCAUAAAUAAGUUUGAGAUGAGUGUAUUUUGUAGAAAAAGUAUUAGUGCAAUACAUGGUCACUAUAUGUUUCCAUUACUUAUUAUCACAUUUAUGAGGAAUGUUUUGAUAUUGUUUCUUUAGUCACUUCAUAAUGUAACUAGCUUAAUUAUGUGUGGGUAAGUCACUGCAUGUAGUAUGGUAUUUUGAACAGAAGAAAAUAUUAAAUGUCUAAGAGUUCUUAAUUGUGUUGUAAUUCUCUGUUUGGGUUUGAAACUACAUAUAUACAAUACAUUAAAGGACUAUGAAGUGUAUUUUUGUCAGUGUGUCCUAUUUAGUGUUAUGUAUGUAUUACAGUAUUUUCUGUAUAAUAAUGUACGUAGUGCAUUUAUAAUAUAGUAUAUAGUUUAAACAUCCAGAUACUAGUCACACUAAGUUCCAUUUUGUGAUAGUGUUCAUUUAAGAAUAAGGAAAAUGAUGCUGACGCCACCUCAUCCCCUGACAGGGUUUCAUUUUAGCUUUGUUUUUCUCUGUAAACUGCCAAUAUGUUGCAGUUUGUGAAAACUUUCUGGUACAGCUGUUUUCAAAAAGAAAAACUGGAAUUUUUCUUAUAUCCUGUUAUUUGUGUAUAUUUAUAUAUAAAGGUUUCCUCUUGUGUGAUAAGAUAUUUUUCAUUAAAUGUUAAUAAAGAAAUGAAAAUUA
Molecule: messenger RNA, 14035 nt
Organism: Macrobrachium nipponense
Lineage: Eukaryota; Metazoa; Arthropoda; Malacostraca; Decapoda; Palaemonidae
Product: motile sperm domain-containing protein 2-like
Exons: 10
Coding region: 256-1776 (506 amino acids)
Cellular component (GO): endoplasmic reticulum-endosome membrane contact site; endomembrane system
Source: RefSeq, a predicted model, not a curated record